AUGGAACAAGAAAUUAAGUUACCUAUUUUUAUUAAAGUUUCUAUUUUUAUCUUUUUUAGUGCGAUAUGUCAUUUUUUCAGUUAUAUGAGUAUCUUUGACAAGUUCCUCUGUGAGAAACAAACCAUUGGAAGUAAAUUAGAUAUAAAAACUUAUAGAUUACUUGCAGAAUGUAAACAGGAUAAAUAUUCAAAUGUUUUAUAUUUAAAAAAAGAGAUGCCUAAUAAUAUAACGAAAAACGAAAAAUAUAUAAAUAUGAACGAUAAGGGCGAUAGACGAAAAAUGAAACAACAAGAUGUACGUUCACUAAAUAAUACUGGAGACCAUAAACUGUGUAAGAAAAAUAAGUCUAAUAUAUUUGAGACAAUAAAAUUAUCCCAUAUGGAAAAAAACAUAUUCAAAGAACUUGAUUUUGAAGAUUUUCUUAAAAAUAACAGGACAAUUAGUUACAAAACUUACAAAAAAAUAAUACGUAAAAAAUUAGCAUUACGAUUUUCUGUACCUUUAUUAUUGUUAUUAUUGUUAUCAGUAUCAAUGAUAAUAAAUUUUUCUUGCUUUCGUUUUAUUAUAAAGGGGUUGUUUUAUACAUUGCGUUUGUACCUUGGAGGUUCGUGGUACGGUUCUUUAAAUAGCUUAUUGAAAAAUUCUACUUUAGAUUUUUUAUUCAAGUCUGAGAAAACAAUAAAAUUAAAAAAAUGGAUUAAGGUAAGCCGUAUGUCGGUGACCAUAGAUGACUACGAUUACGUAUAUGGCUUUUUUAGGUAUCUAUUAUGUUUAAUAUAUUUAAUAGCUUUCUUAAUAUUAGGUGUAACACUUAUAUUAGGAAUCGUUUACUACCAUAAAAAAGUAAAAAAAUAUCAAAAAAUUAAGUUCAUAAAAAAGUAA
Messenger RNA from Plasmodium malariae, 882 nucleotides. RefSeq names its product fam-l protein. The record is from RefSeq and is a predicted model, not a curated record. The coding region runs from base 1 to 882 and encodes 293 amino acids. The transcript is spliced from 2 exons. NCBI's taxonomy places the organism in Eukaryota, Apicomplexa, Aconoidasida, Haemosporida, Plasmodiidae.